Molecule: messenger RNA, 6315 nt
Organism: Chelonoidis abingdonii (Abingdon island giant tortoise)
Lineage: Eukaryota; Metazoa; Chordata; Testudines; Testudinidae
Source: RefSeq, a predicted model, not a curated record
UUGAUUUCUGGUCCCAGCGUGAGACAUCUAUGGCCAGACUUGCAAGUGAGCUGACCCCCCACAUCUUCAGAUGUCAGUGGGAGCUGUGAGCGCUGGAAAUCCGGCUCAGGGGUCUCAUGUCGGUCAACGCAGAGGCCAGGCACCUAAAGGCAGAGGCCAGGUGCAAAUAGAGGGUUUGGUGCUGUGUGUGUGAGGAUGGGCAUAGAUAGCAUUCAUGCCUGGGACUGUGAAAUCCUUCCCUUCCUGUAUCCCCAGAGGGACUCCCUGGUAAGGAGGGAGAGCUGCUGCGAUCUCAGCUGAGCAUUGCCUGGAGAGGGAUGGCUGUGGUGACCCUGCACAGGCGUUCACGGGUGUAGAACCCAAGGAGGGAGAAGGGAUGAUUGUUCCAGCUGGCGGUUGGGGGUAGGACUUAGGCCUCUCUGGCUGACUCCUCAGUCCCUACCAGGGGGAGCAGUGUAGUGUAGAGAUGAGGGGCAGGAUUAAAGAAAAACAUGUGCCAUGGCCACCCUUGUGCUCCCACAGUCGCAAUGAGCAGAGGUGAGUUAGGGGCCCGAAUGUUGCUGUUGAGGAAUGGGAUGAGAGGCAGGAAGGUGAGGCGUAGCCUGCGGGCUAGCCUAGCUGUGUUAGCCAUGGGUAGACAGCUAGGGAAAGAGGAGGAGCACAGGGCCAGCCCCAUGGAAAUCCAUGCUGUUGAGGGAGUGGGAAGACCACUAGGGGUCUGUGCUGUAAGGAGAGGGGCCGUGUUCCUCUUAAAUGGGUUGAGCAGCUGUGCAUGUCUGGCUGUCAGAGCUAUUCGGCUGCACCAUCAUCUCCCUGGGGAUGUUCUGGGAACCUGCUUGCUGGGGGCGCUUGCACAAAGCCCAGGGAGCCGAUUGCAGGGGACUCUUCUGCCUGCUCCUCCCGCCCCCCCAGUACUGGAUUAGAUGGGCCCUAACUAGUCUCUGCUUCUCUGCUGAGAGGAGCUGGAUGGCGGAGCCUCGGUUUAACAACCCCUACUUCUGGCCACCCCCUCCCACCAUGCCCAGCCAGGUAAGACCCCCUCCCUAUCCUGCAGCAAGAGAAGCGAGGAGGGGCAGCUGUUUGCAGUCGUGGGUGAGGUCCGGCUGCAGAGCAGCGCGAUCCCAGCUGGACAACUUGGUUCUGAUCAAUAAAAUCAAGGAGCAGCUGAUGGCAGAGAAGAUCCGGCCCCCUCACCUGCCCCCCACCUCGGUCUCCUCCCAGCAGCCCCUGCUGGUGCCCCCCCCGCCUGCAGAGAGCAGCCAGUCCAUCAUGUCCCUCCCCAAACUGCAGCAGGUCCCAGGGCUCCACCCACAGGCCGUCCCCCAGCCUGAUGUGGCCCUGCAUGCCCGGCCGGCCACCAGCACGGUCACAGGUCUGGGGCUGGCCUCCCGUGCCACUGCAGUCAGCACCUCGGAAUCCAGCACUGGCACUAGCACCCCCUCCACCCCCACCUCCACCAGUCAGAGCAGACUCAUCGCCUCCUCGCCCACCCUCAUCUCAGGGAUCACCAGCCCCCCGCUCCUGGACUCCAUCAAGACAAUCCAGGGCCACAGCCUGCUGGGGGCACCCAAGUCAGAGCGAGGGCGGAAGAAGAUCAAGGCGGAGAACCCAUCGGGGCCGCCCGUCCUCGUAGUGCCCUACCCCAUCCUGGCCUCAGGCGAGACAGCUAAAGAGGGCAAAACCUACAGGUGUAAAGUCUGCCCCCUGACCUUCUUCACCAAGUCGGAGAUGCAGAUCCACUCCAAGUCGCACACAGAAGCCAAACCCCACAAGUGCCCGCACUGCUCCAAAUCCUUCGCCAACGCCUCCUACUUGGCGCAGCACCUGCGCAUCCACCUGGGCGUGAAGCCGUAUCACUGCUCUUACUGUGAGAAAUCUUUCCGCCAGCUCUCCCAUCUCCAGCAGCACACCAGAAUUCACACUGGUGACAGACCCUACAAGUGCCCACACCCUGGCUGUGAAAAGGCUUUCACACAGCUCUCCAACCUCCAGUCACACCAGCGACAGCACAACAAGGAUAAGCCCUACAAGUGUCCGAACUGCUACAGGGCGUACUCGGACUCGGCAUCGCUGCAGAUCCACCUCUCUGCACACGCCAUCAAACAUGCCAAGGCCUACUGCUGCAGCAUGUGUGGGAGGGCCUACACCUCGGAGACGUAUUUGAUGAAGCACAUGUCCAAACACACCGUGGUGGAACACCUAGUGAGCCAGCACUCGCCUCAAAGGACGGAGUCACCCGGCAUCCCAGUGCGGAUCUCGCUCAUCUAAUUUGGGGCUUCCUCGCCCACCCCUACCCUGCGCAGCUCUUCUCCCCCCAAUUCCAGAUCACCAGGGGCCACGGGGUGGCUUGGAGACGAUCACACAGACCACCCCUGCAGCACCGCCACCGAGUGCCCGCGCCUGCCAAGCCACGGGGAGCGACUGCGAUGACACUCAUCUUUUGGGAGAAAUUAAUGAAUGAAUUAAUGUUUGGAAAACACCCCUCGGCCCUGGCCCUGCCCCCAGCACCCUGCUGGGAGAGCCAGGGACUCGUCCACAGUUUUGGUGACAUCCAAAGACUAUUUCAGAGCACUUUGAAUCUCCGUGUUUGGUUUCUUCAUUUUCUUUCUUUUUUUCCCUUCUUUCUUCCCCCGCCCUUAUUCUCCGUGCUCCUUUCUGCUCUCUUUUGGAUACAAGUAGAGAUAUAUAUAUAUAUAUAUAUAUAUUGGCCAAGAAGUUGGUGCUGCUAAAACCGAAAACCCGAACUGGACAGAGAAGUGCUGGAUGGCGUGGCGGGCAGGAUCCAGGGCCUGGCAUUCGGGAUUCUACAGCCUCAGGAUGAGACUCUGGGACGUGACCAGCCUGGCGCUUGGUAUCUGCUGCCCCUCCUGGACUCUCCGUUGGGAGCCAACGUGAGAGGGGAAUGGGUUAACCUGUUGGCUGGAGAGGUGAGAUCUGGUGGCGUGGGGGAAGGCGCUCGAGCAGCAGCCGCAGAAGGGAGACCUUUGUUCCACAGACGUGGCUGUUCCCUGCUGGGGCUUGUCCCUCUGCUGCUUUGUCUAACCUCGUUGGGACGUUUUGGUUGUUUUCUUUGGUUUGUUUCAUUUGUCCUGGUUCGAGCUGCACAGGACUGGCUGGCCCCGCGGCCACGCUGUGGUCCGUGCGCAUUUCACCCGCGCUCCCCUGGCAGCGUGAGGAAUCGCUGCUGGGGCUUGCCCGGCUGGGGUAAGUGUGGGGGCUGCCGGAGGAGGUGCUCAGCCUACGACAGGGACACAGCCGGGGCUGGCCAAGUUCAUCGAGGGCAGGGCUGGCCAUGCCUGUGCGGAAUCCAGAGAUGUAGCCCAUGGAGACUACAGAUCCCAGCAUGCCAUGCUCUAGUUUGAGCUAAGCAGUAUCCCACCAGAUCAGGAAAGUGCAUUGCCUGCUGGGAGCUGUAGUCUGUAGGAUUGGGACAGCGAGCUCUGGUAUAGUCUCAGCUGUGGGCUCCCCUUUCCAGACCCCAGCUCUGCUAGGCCAGCCAUGGUGGAUGGGAGUGGAGGGGCACUUUGGCCAUGGUGCUGAGGAUCGGGGGGGGGGGGCAUGAUGUUUCACAGCAGGAGUUUGGGAGCCUCAGCUGCCCACAGUCCGCUGCCUCCCCCCACACCCCGAGUCCACCUGGUGCUAACGGGAUUGUCCUGAGCUAUGAAGGGGCCUUUGCUAAGGAAGAGGAGUGUGAGAGAGGGGGAGGGGGGCACUCACCGCAGGUUAUGCUCUUUGGCGUGGAUUAUUUUUCAAUCUCUCUUCCCCACUGUGGGCAUCUAGCGCUGCUGUUCUGGAAGCCCGGGCAUCACAGCAGCCCAGGCUAUCAGGGUUUCCAGAGUGGCAGCAGCCAGGGGCAAGGGAGCAGCCUGGGGUCUCCUCUCUCUCUGUUACCUCCUGGAUCCUGUGUUUGCUUAUCAAAGGGCUGGGCCCCAGGCAGAGUGUUGCGUGUGGGAGAGGGGAGUCCGUCCCAUGGGAAAGCUCCCUCCAGACCAUCUCUACCAGGAAUGUCUUCACCCUCUGCGCCAUGGAGUACAACGGGCCCUGCCCCCGGCUCUGCCCCUCCCUCCAGGUUCCCAGCAGGGCACUGGCAAGCGCUUCCUGCACUGUCACAAGAUUCACACAGAAACCGCGUGCGGUCCCUGAACCCUGCAGUGAGGCUACCGCUGGCCCAGUCCCUGGGGCUUUGGAGCAGUCAGUUGCGGUGUGAGAAUUUCCCUGUCUCCUGCUGUGUCUGUGCCGGAUGGUAAUGAAGCCACCUGCAGAACACCUGUUCUUUGGCACCGUAACACCUGGAACAUCUGCUAGCUGGGCACAGCUCCCGUUAGCCCUAUGCACACUUGUGACUGGCUCCAUUUCUGCCCCAGCUGUAACCCCGCCCAUGCACAGAGCACCUGUCAGUUGUUCUGAACUUGGCUGACCCUACCUGGGCUCAGCCAGGACCCUGGUUUGCGCUGUAGCUUGUGCUCUGAAACAGGGCCGGUUAGAGUCGGGUCACUUGCACACCGGGCUGUAUUGAGCACAGUGGGGAGAUCAGCAGGAGAGUGCAGGGGAAAGCCUGCGUUGCCCCCACUCCCUGCUGCUGGCAUCGGAGGUGAGCUGUGAGCCGUGACGUUAGCAGCGCUUGGAUCUGAAAUUCUGGUUCACUGAGGUCUGAUUCUGCUGCCAUGAUGAAGCUCUCCCAGAAGUUAGUGGGGCAGGACGAGUCUGUGAGCCCCCCAGCUCCUGGGAUGCAGGGAACAAACCAGCUCCCUCCUGAGCAAACUAAAACGCUGAAGGGGAAGAGGAAAGCUGGCGUGCCCGGGGCUGUGCCCAGGAGCAGGGACUGGCAGUGCCUCAGGGGUUGGUUACUCUGUCCUGGGACCGUGUGGCUGGUCAGAUGGGCACUGGGAGAAACGCAGAGUGGAGCGGCAUUCCUUCCCCACUUCCCCAGCACCCCCUGGGAAUCAGCCCCCCAGCAGUGCAGUCCCACGGCAGGGAACCUUGGAGCAGAGUUAGGAGGGAGAAGUCCAGCAACGAGACACGAGGCCCUUCCCUUCCCUGGGGUCACCCCACUGGGUACAGUAGUGGUACCACAGGUGUGGAUCCCACUGCCCUCCACGUGAUUCCCUCAGGUCACCUGGGGCAGCAGUUUGAUCUCUGGCCUUUGGGAGACUGAGCUGAUUUGGGAGCUGCAGAGCCUGCUCUCAGGCCAGAUGGACUGGAGGGGGAUUCCGCCAGCCGAGGGUGCUGUGGAUCUGCCUCUCUGCACUGCAGAAUCCCACUUACCAGUCACUGAGAAGCAAAUGCAGCAGGAAGAAUGAUUUGCAAUGUGUAAACACCUCCAGUGCAGCAGCUUUGGAGGGGCCUGGCCCAGCCAGAGUCAACAGCAGCAGCAGGCCCUGCAGGGAACAAAUACACUAGAGCAGGAGCUCAGAGCUAACAGGAUAGGGGCUAGGUAGGAGCUGGGACUGAUGGAGAGCUCACCACUGCCCCAGCUGGAAGCACUGGCUGGCUGCUCACACACUAACCCAGCUUCUCCCAGCAGGAGGCGCUGUGCAUUGCUGGAGAGAACAUCCUCCCAAGCAGGAGGGGAUACAGCCACCUGUGGCCACUGAAGCCUUUCACUGCCCGAACAGAAACCCUCCCAACCAUGAGAGAUUUAUAAAAGCAGAGCGGAUCCAUCCCAUCCCUCACCCUCCCAGCAGCAAAUCAUAGAUCCCUUCCUGUUGGGUGAAACCAAUUCAAUGUAGUGUUAAGAAAGCAGCAGGCAGAUGGGCUUGUCCUCCUCCUUUUGGGAAGUCAGGCCCAUGCCUGCAUGCGGCUGGAUGGAGGGAUACGUGGAGUUUUAUAUAUAUACACACACAUACACGUGUGUGUGUGUGUGUGUGUAUAUAUACACACGUACACACACACGUCUACAUAUAGAGAGGGAAGAAUGCCCCACGUGCCCCAGCCCUCCAAGAAAGACUAGACAAAAACUCAUAUAUUAUGUGCUCCCUGGUUCCGUUUUGGAUAUUAACUGUUAUUUUUAUACACUUUUUAAGCCUUAACUAUAUCAUUGUUUUACCAGGUUGUUUGUUUAUUGCCUACUCUGUUUAUUAAUUUGAUUCUCUUUUUACCCUGCCCUCUGCCCUGACCUUUGUUUCUGAAUUGAUGUUGUACGAUAUUCAAUAUUGUAACCUUUUUGUCAGCAUGUUAAUACUGUGUAAAUAUGCCUCUUAUACAUACUGUUAACACAUCUUUUUUUUUUCUUUUUUUUUUUCUAUAUGAAAAUCCAGGCCACGUGUCUCUAGAUCUAGUUAUUACCUUAUUAAAAAAAGAAAAGGAUUCUCCCUC